This is a messenger RNA of Owenia fusiformis, 7215 nucleotides long. NCBI's taxonomy places the organism in Eukaryota, Metazoa, Annelida, Polychaeta, Sabellida, Oweniidae. The record is from the annotation of a GenBank genome assembly.
AAAAAUGAAAUAUUGAUAAAUUCAAAUGCAAUGAAUAAAAAUGUUUGUGAAAAUAAACCAAUAACACAAAGAAUUGCUGACAAUGAAAUGAAAAUAUCCAAAAUUGAAGAAAUCUCAGCUAUAAAAGUAAAGCCUGGGUACCAAGAAGAAAAGAAAAUGAAACAUGAUAAAUUAUUUAUGAAUGAAAUACAAAAAUCAAGCAAAUCAGAAGUUUUAAAGCAGUUAAAAAGUGGGAACCCUCUCAAACAAUAUUAUGAAAAAUCAAAUAUAAUCUUAACUGGAAAACAAAGUGAAACUGACUCCAGAAGCAUAUUAAACCAACAGAAACAAUCACCAAAUAGAAAAUCAAAUAGAAAAUUGGAAGACCAAAAAGCAAUUCGGGAUAAUUCCAAUGAAAUAAGUAAUCAACCUGGUAAAAAUUCUGCCGAGAGAAUACGGAAACUUUUUCAGAUAACUUCUACUCAGGAAUCUCUGGAUCUAAGUCUAAGUUUAUCUAGUCAAGUUGAUGGUCCAUCUGUUAUAACCUCUCAUUGUGAAAAUCGCAAGGUGGAGGUACCAGGUCAUGAAAAUCAUAAGACUGUGGAACUUCAUUAUGAAAAUCGCCAGGCUAAGGGGCCUGUUAAUAAAAAUAGCCAUUUUGGAGGAUCUUGUGAGAAUCGUCCAAAUGAAGCGCUUGGGAAUAAAAAUCAGACAGACCCACACUCAGAUAAUAUCAAUAAAAUCACUUCAGAACAAAAAGGAAGUAAAUCUGAAAAAAUAAGCAAACUUGAGUUGACAUCCUGGGGUUUGCCUGAUGUUGUGCUGGAGAAAUAUAAAGAAUGUGGGAUCACAACCAUGUUUGAAUGGCAGGCUGAGUGUCUCAGCACUGGCAAUGUAUUAAAUGGCGGUAACUUGGUUUACUCUGCCCCAACGAGUGCAGGCAAGACAAUGGUUGCUGAACUGUUGAUGUUAAAGCGUGUCAUAGAAACUGGGAAAAAGGCAAUCAUGAUUUUACCCUUUGUGUCAGUGGCAAGGGAAAAGAUGAACUAUUUGCAGCAAUUAUUCCAAGAUGCAGGCCUGAGGGUUGGAGGCUAUAUGGGCAACCUCAACCCUAGUGGGGGCUUUAGUAAUGUUGACAUAGCAGUCUGCACAAUAGAGAAAGCUAACAGUCUGGUUAAUAGGCUACUAGAGGAGGGGAAACUGGACCAGUUAGGAAUUGUUGUAGUAGAUGAACUGCACAUGGUAGGUGAUCCCCACAGAGGCUACCUGCUAGAACUUCUGCUGACAAAAGUGCGCUAUGUCACAUUGAAGUUGGACUUGAACACUAAAUCUGCUAAAACUGAUGAUGUUGCAAAGGAUGCAGCAGACAAUAGAAUUCAGAUCGUUGGGAUGAGUGCCACUUUGCCGAACCUUGAACUCUUAGCAACAUGGCUCAGUGCUGACCUCUAUCAGACUAAUUUCAGACCUGUCCCAUUGACAGAAUGUGUCAAAAUCGGCACCGAAAUUUUCGACUCUGAUUUGAAAAAAAUGCGAGACAUAGACACAAGUGUGAAAUUUCAAAAGGAUGAGGAUCACGUCGUGAAUUUAUGUCUUGAAACGAUCAAGGAAGGGCAUUCUGUAUUAGUGUUCUGUCCGACUAAGAACUGGUGUGAAAAACUGGCGGAGACCAUCGCUAGGGAGUUUUAUAAUAUAAACAGGCAGCAUAGAGCUAGUUCAGGUGUUCAAGGGAAAUCAGUCACAAGUUUGGAGGUGAAGUUGAACAUGACUGGAUUGCGUGAUGUAUAUGAGCAGCUUAAGAGCAUCCCUGUUGGCCUGGAUGUUAUGCUGGGAAGACUGGUGCCCAAUGGUGUAGCAUAUCACCAUGCAGGAUUAACAUUUGAUGAACGAGACAUAAUAGAGGGCGCUUUCAGACAAGGAAACCUACGUGUCUUGGUUGCUACAUCCACCCUAUCAUCAGGAGUGAAUCUGCCUGCAAGGAGAGUUGUGAUUCGUACACCAACAUUUCACGCUGGCCAGAUCCUUGAUAUCUUGGCAUAUAAACAAAUGGUUGGGAGAGCUGGUCGCAAGGGAGUUGAUACGCAAGGAGAAAGUAUACUGGUAUGUAAGACAACUGAAAAGAACAAAGCUGUUAGUCUAGUGACAUCUGCAUUGAAACCUGUACAGAGUUGUCUUAAAAGGGAACAAGAAGCUUUAAGUUCCUCAAUGAAAAGAGCCAUACUAGAGGUGGUAGUGAGUGGGGUUGCCAGUUCACCAGAAGAAGUGACUACAUAUGCAAGAUGUACCAUGUUAUCAGCCUCACUACAAGAGGAGGAAAAAGGACAUGCCUUUCACAGCAUUGAUGCCUGCAUUCAGUUCUUAAAGGAAAAUGAAUUUGUCAACCUAAAAGCAGUCAACAAUGCUAGCACUGAGUCCAAAACAGAGAAAUUCUACCCAACCCAGCUAGGAGCAGCUGUGCUGGCGUCGGCACUCUCUCCAGAUGAAGGUCUGGUUGUGUUCUCUGAACUCCAAAGGGCUAGAAAGUGCUUUGUAUUGGAGAAUGACCUGCAUAUACUCUACCAGGUGACACCCAUCUAUGUACAGAGCAUGUGGUCAGGACUGGACUGGUACAGCUAUUUAACACUCUGGGAGGAACUCACCCCUGGACAGCAAUGUGUUGCACAGUUAGUGGGGGUCACUGAAAGCUUCCUAUCUAGAGCCAUAAGGGGACGUAUCAACACUAAAACACCAGCUCAGGAGAGAGCCCUUGGUAUCCACCUAAGAUUCUAUACAGCCCUUGUGUUACAUGAUUUAAUUAAUGAGGUGCCUAUAAUGAAGGUGGCCCAGAAGUACAAGUGUAAUAGAGGAAUGCUACAGUCUUUACAGCAGAGUGCAGCCACAUUUGCAGGUAUGGUGACUGUGUUCUGUAACAGAUUAGGCUGGAACAACUUGGAAAUCCUGCUGUCACAGUUCCAGAACCGUCUCACAUUUGGGGUACAGCGUGAGUUAUGUGACCUCGUGCGUAUCUCACUCCUGAAUGGUCAGAGGGCUCGCGUUUUGUACAAUGGGGGAUAUGAGACUAUAGCAGCCCUAGCUAAUGCUGAUGAUAAUGACAUUGAGCAUUUGUUACGGAACUCUGUACCUUUCCAAAGUAAGAAGAAAGCUGACAAUGAGACUGACUGGGAUGUUAGAGAGAGAAACAAAGCUAGGUGUAUAUGGCUCACUGGGCAGAAAGGACUGACAGAGCAUGAAGCAGCUGUUAUGAUUAAGGAAGAAGCAACAAAACUUCUACAAGAGGACCUGCAGCAACUUGGGGUUCAAUGGAACCCAAAUGCAAAUUCUGAGAAAUCUGAGGGUAAUAUAUCAUCACAUGGUAGAAGAUCUAGUUUGACCAGGAGAUCAUCACUUAAUGCAUCAAAACACAACAUAUCUGCUAAUUGCUCAACAUCAAAGAAAACACCUGGCAGAUCAUCCAUCGCAACACCUGGGAAUUAUAAUAAACCAAAUAGCAUCCUCAAUGCUGAAUCCACUUUGAGUUCUUCAAGGAAAUCCACCUCUAAUAGAUCAAUCAGGCGGGGUUCUGAUCAUACUAGCUCCCCUUCUCCAGUCAAAAUUCUAAUCAGUCCACUUGGGACAAGACCCAGUACAAAGUCAAUGAAUAAAAGUAUUAAAUCUUCUAGUGUAGUUUUAAAAACUGACAACAGGCUACUGAAGAGAGAUGGAGUAGUGAAAGACAAUGUUAAGGCUGUUGGUGAUGAGUGUAGUGAUAAGAGACGUGAUGUAUUGAGAAAACUUGGUGUAAAGGAACAUGUAGAAAAAGAAAAUGAAAAUAAAUCGAGUCCUUUAGCAUCCAGACUGGACCAAAGUUUAAAACAGAGCAAUAAGAUUAUAACCGAGGCUGAUAUUCAUGGCUCUACACACAAUCCAGAGCUAGUAGUAAAGGAUCAUGGCCCUGAACCUGGAUCUCCAGAUAUGUACACAGAACAGGAUGAAUUUGGAGACAGUCUUUGUAUUGAUACUCAAGCCAUGAGAGAAAUCAUUGAAAACAAAAUAGACAGUCAACAUCAAGAACAACCAGGGACUGAUCAGAGAGAAUGUGCAGGUGCCAAAAUAGAAACUAGAGGGAAAUAUAUGGAAAAUGGUUCACCCAAAGGAUCACCAGAUAUGUUUACUGAACAAGGUCAUGUGGCACCAAAAUCUAGUGAAAAUACAAAUGCUUCAAAUAAUAUACAGUGCAAUACAAUGAAAUUUCCAAACAAGCAGGUCACUCCUACCAUGUUUUCUCAAGAAGAUGAAUCUAUUUCCCGCCCUGACUUUGAGCUUAAAAAAGAUGCUGAAGUUGAUGACUUUGACACAAUGGACUCAGAUAUUCAGAACUUUAUGGAUGAUUACUGCACACAAAGGGUGGACCAUGUUGCUGAGAGUGCAUCCCCAAUGUUAGCCCAUAUACCUAAAUCAACAAAUAUUCACCCACAAAAUGAUCAAUCCCUGCUGUCAGGGUCAUGUGACCUUUUACCUGGGAGUGACUUUGAAAGAGUUGAAUAUCAGGAGGAUGCUCAAUUGAAUCAUUCUGAUCUUGUCAACCAUGGGAAUGUUCUCCCAUUUGAGAACAAAAUUAGCACAAUCAAUAAUCUGCCAAAGCAGAUGGAUAUGGGAGAACUAUGUUCACCAAAGCUUCGCUUGCGUAACUCAAAUAUUUCAUAUGACAAACUACAAGAAGAUUUAGCAAUAGCAAUGAACAUGAGCGAUUCCUUCAAUAGCCCAAUUCCAACACCAAAGCCCAAAGGUCAGCCCAAUAUUGCUACAAGUACUCCAACUGACCAAAAUCACAAAGAACAUUCCAAUAAAAGAUCACUUGAUGAUUCCCUGACUUUCUCAAUGAUUGAAAACAUUCUAGAUAUUGAAAAAGACUCAAUGCCUGCGGUAAAAGAAAACAAUCCAAGAUCAACCAAAAUACAGUCUAAGCAGAAAAGGAAAAGUGUCGAACAUAUCAAAGGCCCUACUCCACCUAAACAAGCUAAAGUUCCUGCCAAUCUUGGUAAUACAAGUUCAACAUCAGAUAAAUCAGAUGAGAGUAGUAGUUUCAUGCCUCCAACUCCUCCAAAGUUUAACAGCCCUUUCAAUGCAAAGACGCAGAAGUCACUCAAGGCAUCAUUCAUGAGCCCAAAAAAUCCAAUGAAAAAACUGAACCACAAAGAAAGCAACAGAAAGAUUGGCAGUGAUGAAGCCAUGAUUGGAAAACAAAGAGACAUGAUUAAGAGUCAACCUGCAAGCACUUCAAAAAUGACUAGCUCCAAAUCAGCUCUCUCCCAAAUAAAACCCUCAAAAUCAACUGAGAUAGAAUUACCACAUUCAACACAGGCUUCACAGCUUUCACAAAUGUUACCUGCCACACAGGGUUCAUUUACAAUCAUAGAUGUGGCUGCCAAUGAGAUGUUAUUUGAGACAUUUAUCCAGGAAUGGGCCUGCAAGGAGAGUUACGCCAUCAGUGUGGCCUGUGAGCAGAAACCUACAGUGCUGCCCCCUGGAGGUGGAAUCGGAGGAAACUUUAAUAAAGGAAAAAGUAUUACUCCAGUAGAAGAAAAAGUAGAUGGAUUUACAGUAGACACAUCUAAUUGUGUGAUAGUUGGGAUAGCUGUUAGUUGGGAGGCUAGAGAUGCCUAUUAUAUAGCACUCACAGAGAAUAACAUACAUUGUGAUCUGGAUGAAAGUCUUGCACCACCACCAAUAGAUGGCAGACUCUCAGUAGCAAAAAGACUUCAAGCCCUCAAAAGUGUUUUGGAGAUUAAGACAAUCAAAGCUGCAUUUGCUGUGAAAGAGCAGUACAGGGUAUUAAGUGAAGGAUGUGGGAUUGCGCUACAAGGUCAGUUCCAUGACCCUAAGGUGGCUAGUUGGUUGCUAGACCCAGGGGCCAAGGAAAAAACUCUACAUAACAUGGUCACUAACUCAAUACCCAUGGAGCUACAUCUACUUGAAUGUCUAGGAGGUAUUAAUGGACUCAGCAGUAUAGGAGUCACUCCCCAAACAGCUGGCAGUGGACGACAGAGAGCUGCCACAGAAGCUGUAUUAGUACAACAUCUCAUGGUAUACUACAUGCAGGAACUUGAGAAGGUGAAUAUGUUGGAUGCCUUCCAGAAGGUAGAGAUGCCUUCUCAGAUAUGCCUUUCUCGCAAGGAACUCAAUGGCAUGGGGUUCAGUCAGGAUGAAUGUGAUGCACAGUACAAUAUGAUGCAAGCUAAAUUAUCAGAACUGGAACAACAGGCCUAUGAAUUAGCCAGGCAUCCGUUUUCAUUAACAUCCCCAGCAGAUUUGGCAAAGGUACUGUUUAUCGAGCUGAAGUUGCCACCAAAUGGUGAUCCCACUGCUACCACCAGUGUGACAAAAACUCUAGGCCCAUCCAGACGUGCAAAUGUACGGGGUAAACCGAAAUUCAGCACAACCAAGGAUAUUUUAGAAAAGUUGAAGAAGUUUCAUGAAUUACCGGCUGUUGUGUUAGAAUGGAGAAGGAUAACUAAUGCAAUAACAAAGGUGGUAUUUCCCAUACAGAAAGAGAAGCGGUUCAAUAGGCGUGUUGCUAUGGAGCGUAUCCAUGGUGAAUGUCAAACUCACACAGCAACAGGAAGAGUGACAAUGAGUGAACCAAAUCUCCAAAAUAUCCCCAAAGAUUUUGAAAUUAAUAUGCCAGAUAUGAUUGGCAACAGCCCACAAUCUGCAGUACCAUCGGUCUCUACCAGGGGUCGCCACCAUACCAAACAGAACAAACAACAUUCAAAAUGUACAGGCACAAAUCAAGAGAAAUUCUCCAUAAGUAUGCGACAUUCUUUUAUCCCAUUUACUGGUGGAGUAAUCCUUGCCGCUGAUUACUCCCAGUUGGAACUACGCAUCAUAGCGCACCUAUCCCAUGAUGCAAAGCUGGCAAGAAUUCUAAAUAGUGGUGAAGAUGUGUUCAAAUUAAUCGCUUCCCAGUGGAAAGGCGUUAGUGUAGAGGAAGUGACAUCAUCACAAAGACAACAAGCAAAACAGGUAUGUUAUGGCAUGUUGUAUGGUAUAGGAGCUAAGGCACUAGGGGAACAACUGGGUGUAACAGAGGAAGAUGCAGGAGCCUUCAUUGAAACAUUCAAAGCUAAAUAUACAGGUAUGCGGGCAUACCUGCGUGAAACAAUAGCUUUCUGCAGGAAACAUGGCUAUGUGGAGACUAUCAUGGGCAGACGUCGUUACCUCCCAGCUAUCAAUGAUACAUUCCCUCACUCAAGAGCCCAG